Molecule: messenger RNA, 606 nt
Organism: Mangifera indica (mango)
Lineage: Eukaryota; Viridiplantae; Streptophyta; Magnoliopsida; Sapindales; Anacardiaceae
Product: transcription factor TCP8-like
Exons: 1
Coding region: 1-606 (201 amino acids)
Cellular component (GO): nucleus
Molecular function (GO): DNA-binding transcription factor activity; sequence-specific DNA binding
Source: RefSeq, a predicted model, not a curated record
AUGAGUCUUGAAGCCUUGUCAUCAAAGAAAACUACAAAACUCAUGAAACCAUCCGUUUCUCUAAACACAACCGGUAGCUCAAAAACCAACAGGCUUGUCACCGGCAAAACACACAAAGAUCGCCAUAUAAGGGUGGAAGGUAGAGACAGGCGUAUCCGUUUGCCCGCUCUGUGUGCCGCGCGGAUCUUUCAGCUGACUCGCGAACUGGGUUACAAGACUGACGGUGAGACCAUUGCAUGGCUCUUACGGAAAGCUGAGCCAUCCAUCACGGCGGCCACUGGAAAAGGUGUUAAUAAUAAUAAUAAUAAUAAUCCUCCUGUUCCUGUAAAUGUCCCGAAUUCACCUAUGCUUUUGGCUUUGACUGCGCCUUCUUUGAGUUUUUCUGAGGCCAAACUCCUCCCUGAACAGAAGCAAGGAAUGUUGAAGAAUAUUUCUGUGGGUUCAAGUUCCAUGGCUGUUAAUGAUAUUGCUGAACCUGCACUGUCAACUUAUGAGUUUGACAUCUUGCCGAAUUUUGAUAUGGCGUUUACUGUGAACGAGAUGUCCUUGUUUGAAAAAGUGCAUUUGCCAGAUAAUGACGAAAACCAGGAGGAUUUACCGGAGUAA